Molecule: messenger RNA, 312 nt
Organism: Leptosia nina
Lineage: Eukaryota; Metazoa; Arthropoda; Insecta; Lepidoptera; Pieridae
Source: the annotation of a GenBank genome assembly
AUGGCAGGAAAUACGGUAAAUCUUCAAACCUACAUUGAAGUGGACGACCGCCUGCUUACAACGGCUUCACUCACAGACGAAGAAAUUUUGGAUUCAGUGAGAAAAACUGAGGAUCAAGAACAAGGUGAUGAAGAAGAUGAGACGGAUGAGCCUGAGCCUCCGCCGAGCAUUAAAGAAGCUCUGGAAGCAGCAAAAUUAUUGGAAAAAUAUUUCCUUUAUAACCAAGAUGCCUCAGUAUUGCUAGAUAUUAAUAAAAUAACUAAAAAAUACAACAAAAUUACUGGUGCAGCAAAAGACGUCAGCCAAAAAUAA